Musa acuminata subsp. malaccensis (wild Malaysian banana) is the source of this 2669-nucleotide messenger RNA. Its product is annotated as probable pre-mRNA-splicing factor ATP-dependent RNA helicase DEAH2. Lineage: Eukaryota; Viridiplantae; Streptophyta; Magnoliopsida; Zingiberales; Musaceae. The record is from RefSeq and is a predicted model, not a curated record. Gene Ontology annotation, molecular function: helicase activity; RNA binding. Gene Ontology annotation, cellular component: intracellular anatomical structure.
AGUGGGAAAUAAUUGAUGGAGCCGUUCCUUCGUCGGCACUCCGUCGAGGUCCUUUUGGGACCCGUCGGGGUAUUCUCGUAUUGCUUCUGCCUCUGGCUUCGCAUCGUCCUCCUCGCACGCGAUCGACCGUCGGAGUUCUGGAUCGUGGAGGUGGCGAUGGAGGAGAAGGAGAAGGGGGAAGCGGUCGCGGCGAAUCCCGUGACGGGAUCGCCGUUCUCGCGGCGGUACCACAAGCUGCUCGAGCGGCGGAAGAAGCUUCCCGUGUGGGGUCAGCGGAACAAGUUCCUCGACGCCCUCGCGAAGCGUCGGGUCGUCGUCGUCGCGGCGCCACCCGGGUCCGGCAAGUCCACCCAGAUUCCUCAAUUCGUCAUUGAGGCAGGUUACGCAAGUGAAGGGAAGCAGAUUGCUUGCACGCAACCUCGUUGUUUGGUAGCGACGGCACUGUCCCGCAGAGUUGCUCAAGAGAUGGAUGUGAAGUUGGGGGAGGAAGUGGGUUACUCUGUGCUUUUUGAAGACUGCACUGGCCCGAAGACCAUUUUGAAGUACUUGACAGAUGGUCUGCUUCUAAGGGAGGCAAUGUCUGAUCAGUUCCUAGAAAGGUACACGGUGAUAAUUCUUGAUGAGGUUCACUUGAGGACUCUAGCAACUGAUAUUCUUCUUGCUUACUUCAAAAACAUGUUCAAAACGAAAGCUCGUUGUGACCUUAAACUUGUAGUCAUGAGUACUCAAUUUGAGGCGAAGAAGUUUCGAGAUUAUUUCAAGGAUGCACAGAUUGUGCAACCACUGCCCGCACUUCAUCCUGUACAAAUCGCUUAUGUAAAGGAACCGGUGAGGGACCUCGUGGAGGCAGCAGUAGAGAAGGUUAUCCAUAUACUUGUAUCUGAAUCAGCUGGUGACAUAAUUGUGUUUCUUACUGGGUUGGAGGAGAUAGAGAGAUGCUGUUGGAGACUUGGAAAACUGAUUUUGGACUUGGGAGAUAAAAUUGGACCUGUCAAAGUUGUUCCUUUCCACUCCGUAAUGCCAGUAGAUAUGCAGAAUAAGGUGUUCAAGGCCGCUCCACCUCCAACAAGAAAGGGUGGCCCUCUUGGACGGAGAGUUAUUGUAUCAACUGAAAUCACGGAAUCAUCAUUAUCAAUUGAUGGCAUUGUUUACACUAUUGAUUGUGGGUACACCAAACAAAAGGUUUACAAUGCAGAUCUCCAAGUUGAGUCAUUGCUGGUUUUGCCGAUAUCAAGAGCGAGUGCACAACGGAGGUCAGGAUGUGCAAGAAGGUCAGCCCCGGGAAAAUGCUUUAGACUUUAUUCCCAAGAUUUCUUUAACAGAGUUCAGCCACAAGAUUCCCCUGAGAUUCUCCGAGCAAACCUUGCAGGCACUGUUCUUCAGUUUAGAAAACUUGGGUUCGAUAAUUUGCUUCAUCUUGAUUUGAUGGAUCCUCCUCCUGUCGAAACAGUCAUGCAGGCUGUUGAGACCUUGAAAUGCUUAGGUGCUUUGGAUGAUGAGGGGAGUCUGACCCAUUUGGGAGAGGUCAUGAGCGAGUUUCCUCUGGAUCCUCAGAUGUCGAAGACCAUAGUUAAUAGCCCGAAAUUUUGCUGCUCGAAUGAGAUCCUUUCAAUUGCUGCUAUGUUGUCAGUACCAAAUUGUUUCUUACGGCCUAUGGAAAACCUGGAAGCUGCUGAUGAAGCUAAGGCCACUUUCAACCACAUCCAUGGUGAUCACCUUAGUCUUCUGAAUGUUUACCAUGCAUACAAGCUAAGCAAUGGAGAUUCGACUUGGUGGUGCAAAAGGAACUUUAUAAAUCAGACUGUGCUCAGAUCUGCUGACAAUGUUAGGGGACAUCUUGUCUCGAUCAUGCAUAAGCUUGAUCUUACUCUGUGCUCCACUGAUUCUAGCAGCUCCGAUGACUACGACAAUGUUAGGAAGGGCCUGCUGGUAGGAUAUUUUAUGCAGGUUGCACAUCUUGACCAUUCAGGCAACUACUCGACAGCAAAAGGUCACCAUGUAGUUGACGUCCAUCCUUCAAGUAGUCUGGCAUCAAGACCAGCACUUGUUAUUUAUAAUGACUUUGUCUUGGCUAGCAGAAAUUUCAUUCGCAUUCUCACGGAUGUGCCUCUGGAUUGGUUGGUCGAAAUUGCUCCUUUUGCUGCAGCUUAACUACCAUCCGAUGCAACCGCCUUCCUUCCCAGAGUUAUUGAUCCAUAUGCCUCCCAGUUGCUCAUCAUUACAAUUUAAUGCAGCUAAGAGAAGUCUAUGAGAUUGGAAGUUUACAGGGCUUUGUUUUCCGAUUGCCCUCGGAACAUGUUUCAGCUGAAUCAAGUAUGUGGUAUUUAGGUAUGAUUGGAGUGUCCUUUAUACGGGAUUGAGUGUGUGAGGGCUUUGUUCUCUGUUGUGGUUGGCAACCAUGGAUGACUCACUUGUGAACCUAGAAGUAUCAUUUGGUUAGAGAGAGCUUAUGUUGCAGACACAGCCAGUUAUCGCAGCAAUCUUUUCUUCCUUGACUGCUGUCUUGCAAGCUGACUUUGAUUUCACCGAUCUAUAUGUCAUUAUCUGAUAUACAAAUGAUAUCAGAGUUAUCUUACUAUUGUGCUUAGUGAGGGAUUCUGUGUUCUUGGAAUGUAAUGAAUGCUUGUAAUUGCAACGUGUCUUCCAUGAAUGUUCAUUUGAACAGCUAA